AUGGAUGCUCAUUAUUACUCACGAGAAGGGUGGGUAGAUAUCAUUUUUCCAGCGAUGGAAUCUUCAUACUUUUUUGCACAAAUGCGAGGUAUUAGGUUAGAAGACUCUGUGGUAGGAUCUGCUAUGAACAUGCCAGUAAAUCAAGCGUUGGAGGGUCAUAGUGAAGACUCUGUGGUAGGAUCUGCUAUGAACAUGCCAGUUAAUCAAGCUUUGGAAGGGCAUAGUGGCACAGUGACAUGUGCUGCAUGGAAUGAAGUUCAUCAGAAGCUUACUACAAGUGAUUCAAAUGGCCUAAUUAUUGUCUGGAGUUUGCACAACGAAACAUGGUAUGAAGAGAUGAUCAAUAACAGAAACAAAAGCGUUGUAGUUGGAAUGGCCUGGAACUACGAUGGAACAAAGAUAGCAAUAGCAUAUCAAGACGGGCAAGUCAUAGUGGGUACAAUGGAUGGAAAUCGUAUUUGGAAUAAAGAGCUUCCAGGAAACGUUGCAGCUUGUGAGGAGAAAAUACACAUGGUCGCCCUCGAAAAUGUCGAGCUAGAGACAGCACUUGCGAAGGAUCUUCGAAAAGACAACAUCAUCGCUUUGAAAUGGUUUGCACCACCUCAGAAAAGCCGAAUUUUCGAUAAUGAUUCUCCCGUUAUGCCUCGCCUUCCAAGAUAUCAAUCAUUGGAAUCUCUUUCCUUUGCCUCGGACCAUAGACCUGAUCCUAAGCCUAAGCUCUUGAUUGCUUAUGCUCAUGGUGUCAUA
Messenger RNA from Strongylus vulgaris, 747 nucleotides. NCBI's taxonomy places the organism in Eukaryota, Metazoa, Nematoda, Chromadorea, Rhabditida, Strongylidae. The record is from the annotation of a GenBank genome assembly.